Messenger RNA from Chiroxiphia lanceolata (lance-tailed manakin), 4284 nucleotides. Its product is annotated as stonin-1-like. Gene Ontology annotation, cellular component: AP-2 adaptor complex; synaptic vesicle; transcription factor TFIIA complex. The coding region runs from base 35 to 3676 and encodes 1213 amino acids. The record is from RefSeq and is a predicted model, not a curated record. The transcript has 11 exons. Gene Ontology annotation, molecular function: clathrin-cargo adaptor activity. Gene Ontology annotation, biological process: synaptic vesicle endocytosis; regulation of endocytosis; clathrin-dependent endocytosis. Lineage: Eukaryota; Metazoa; Chordata; Aves; Passeriformes; Pipridae.
UGUCUCCACUUGUGAACAUACUGUGGUGUUUGUGAUGAUGCCCUUAAAAAUACGGUGUGCGGGUGAUGUGUGUGCAGGUGCCUCAAGCUUCUCCUGCAAGAUGUGUUCCACAAAUCCAGCAAAUUGGGUCACCUUUGAUGAUGAGCCGCUCUUCCAGUCACCUCAGAAAUCAGUUGAUACUCAGAGUAGCUGUAAAGCAAAUGGCCUUAAACUCAAUCUGUCUAGUGUGCAUGAGUCUUCAAGUAGGUCAUCUUCUACAGGCAGCACUCCACUCUCAUCUCCUGUAGUUGAUUUCUACCUAAGUCCUGGACCUCCCAGCAACUCUCCACUUACUACACCUACCAGAGACUACCCAGGAAACCCGUGUAUCCCAAAGUCUGGGAUUCACAUGCUUUAUCCCAUCCCUGAAUGGCCUUCAAACGUUAACCUUCUUCCAUCACCCGGGAUUUGCUCAUCCCUAGCCUCACAGAAACCGAGCAGCCUUCCUUUGAACACCUCACCUAAUGACCAUCCAGUUAAGGCUUCAGUCUCCAAAUCAGCAGACAAAGGAAGCCCUAACUCACCAGGAAGCUGUGAGGAGUUAGCUCCAGGGCGCUUCCCAUACAUCCAGAGUGACUGUGCUUUUUCCAGUCCUUUUUGGAAGGAAGGGUGCUCGCUCAGCAUGUCGCCAGCUAAUGUUAGCAUGCACAAGAAGGACAGAGUGCUCGACAGGAGCAUCUGUCACCCUAAAGACAAAGAAACUUGUCACGAUCAGAAAAGCCUUAACCAGGGCUCCUUCAGUUACAUCUGUGAGAGGCUUGAACACCUGCAGGUUGAUAGCUGUGACACCGUGGAAAACCCACCCGUCUCCAGCACUCACGCGUGGCACAAGCUCUCCCCCACUAUCCCACACAGCCUCUUCAGGAGCCGGAAAGCAGAUGGGUGGCCAUUCAUGCUGAGGAUUCCUGAAAAGAAGAACAUGAUGUCAUCUCGGCAAUGGGGCCCUAUUUACCUGAGCGUCCUACCCGGAGGUGUGUUGCAGAUGUAUUACGAAAAGGGCCUGGAGAAACCUUUCAAGGAAUUCCAGCUGCAGCCACAGUGUAAGCUAUCCGAACCCAAAUUAGAGAGCUACAAUGUCUCGGGAAAAAUCCAUACUGUGAAGAUCGAGUGUGUGUCAUACACAGAGAAAAGGAGGUAUCAUCCCAAAGUAGAAGUGAUCCAUGAGCCAGAGGUUGAGCAGAUGUUAAAACUGGGCACCACAGAUUAUAAUGACUUCACUGAUUUCCUCGUAACAGUUGAGGAAGAGCUUAUGAAACUUCCUACUCUUUCUAGACAAAAGAGGAAUUAUGAAGAGCAAGAAAUGACUCUGGAAAUAGUGGAUAACUUCUGGGGGAAAGUCACUAAGGCAGAAGGAAAACUCGUAGAAAGUGCCGUCAUCACGCACAUUUACUGCCUCUGUUUUGUGAAUGGAGGUGCUGACUGUUUUCUAACCCUGAAUGACCUGGAGCUCCAGAAGAGGGACGAGCGUUACUUCGACAAGGAGGAGGAGAAGAAGUGGAUCGAUAUUCUCGACUGCCAUUUCCAUAACUGUGUCAAAGCACAGGAAUUCGAGCAGUCACGGAUUAUUAAGUUUACACCUCCGGAUGCCUGUAGGCUGGAACUGAUGCGUUUCAGGACACGGUAUAAUGGGCAAGACCUUCCCUUUUCCGUGAAGGCUGCGGUAGUGGUUCAGGGGGCAUACAUUGAACUUCAGGCUUUUAUAAAUAUGUCUUCAACUGCUCCGAUCCCAACGUGUUUACCCUCUGUGAAAUACUGUGAAAACGUUAUGAUACGCUUUCCUGUUCCCACACAGUGGAUCAAAGCACUUUGGACCAUGAACCUCCAAAGGCAGAAGUCCCUAAAAGCAAAAAUGAAUAGGAGAGCAUGCCUUGGCGCUUUGCACGAGGUUGAAUCCGAUCCUGUAAUACAAGUCUCAGUUGGAACAGCAAAAUACGAGAGUGCCUACAGGGCUGUGGUGUGGAAGAUUGACAGGCUUCCAGAUAAAAAUUCAAGUUCAGAUCAUCCACACAGCCUGUCUUAUAAGUUGGAGCUUGGAUCAGACCAGGAAAUACCAUCUGACUGGUAUCCAUUUGCUACUGUCCAGUUUGUUGUUCAUGAUACCUGUGCCUCAGGAACAGAAGUCAAGUCUCUGGGCAUAGAGAGUGAUCUGCAGCCCCAGAAACACGUGGUUCAGAAAGCUUUUUACAAUUGCCAGUCUAUGCUGUACAAGUCCAUUAUUGAAGAUGUGAUUGAAGGUGUGCGGGAACUUUUUGCAGAAGAGGGGGUAGAGGAGCGGGUUCUGAAAGACUUGAAGCAGCUUUGGGAAACCAAGGUGACAGAGUCUAAAGCAACAGAAGGCUUCUUCAGGCGUGGCCACUGUUCUCCACAGUUCACCCUGCAGCUGCCACACAAUUUUCACAGUGUUCUGCAGGCUUCAGCAGCUUCUUUUGUCAUCCCAGCUGGCAGAGGUUUUCAGCAUUUCACAGCUGCAGAACUGGGGCCCUCACAAGCAGGGACAACUCUUGCUCUCCCUUCGGCUGUUGCUUAUCCCAUACACCUGCCAGCUGGAGUGACACUACAGACAGCCCCAGGGCAACUUUAUAAAGUAAAUGUGCCUGUUAUGGUUACACAGGCCUCAGGAGAUAGCAGCAUUCUACACCCUCCUGUGCAGCAGAUAAUUCAUCCCCUUGGGCAACCUUCACUUCUGCAAGCCAGCGUUGCCGGUGUUGCACAGAUGAAUGCACCUUCUUUCCAGGCAGCUGGUGAAACAUUGCAACCCCAGGAGGCUGUUGUCCAACAGACUAUGAUAUUUAAACCAAACAUUGCAGAAAAAAAACCCCUGGAGAACUCUGCUUCAUUGGUCCAGCAGCCUCCUGAGAGUCAGCAGGAACUUGCAACUAAUGCAGUGUUGAAUCGGUGUGCAGACUCCACAGAAAACUCCCAGCACGACAAUCUUCACACAGCUGUGUUUACUCCAGAAUCCUCUGUAGGGCUUUUUCUCGAUGAAUCCUUGGCAAACAGCUCGAGCAGUGUACUGCUGGAUGUGGAGGGGCAGUUGGACAUGGAGCCUCCAGACCUGGUGCAGCAGCAGGUGUCUGAUGAUAUCAUUGACCUGAUUAUCUCGAGUGAAAGUUUGGAUGACAAUGCAUUCCUGAAAGGUCAGGGCAGCAUUGCUUCCUCUGACAAGACAGAAUAUAACUUCCGAUCGGAGAAGGAUACCUGCAGUGCCAUUGAAGGCAUAAUCCAGCUAGAUGGUACUGGUGAUGUUUCUGCCAAGGAGGAAAUAGCAUGUACAAAAAAUAAGGAAGAGAAUGAAUUCAUUGGAAUUAUUGAAUCAGAGGAUCUAAAAGUUCUGGAUGAUGAGGAAGACUAUGAUGAAGAAUGUGACAGUACUUCAAAUAUGGAGUCUAGCUGCAGUGGUGGUGAUAAUGAAGACCUCCAAAUAGAUAUAGUUGAGGAGGACCCCUUGAACUCUGGUGAUGAUGUCAGUGAACAGGACAUUCCAGACUUAUUUGACACCGACAACGUGAUCGUUUGUCAGUACGACAAGAUACAUCGAACUAAGAACAAAUGGAAGUUCUUCUUAAAAGAUGGAGUGAUGUCCUUUGAGGGUAAAGACCAUGUUUUUGCAAAAGCCAUUGGAGAUGCAGAGUGGUGAAACCUCACUGAAGCGGGGACUUUAAGACUGUGGCAUUAUUCCCUUAUGAACCUUCUACUGUGAAACAACUGGACUUUCUAUUGUUUUGCCAUAAAACCUCCCAACAAAUAAUAAAACAACAAAGCUGUGAUAAAAAUAUGCAAAAUAUGUGCAGUUAAUACAUGCACACUAAAACACUGUAUUGUUAGCUACUCAGCUGUCUUUGCGGUUCUUUUCUGACUAUUUCAUCACUUUUCCAACCAAGAAACAUCAUUAGAAUGAUUAGCUUUAAAGUUUGAAAUGUUGUAUAUGUUAGUAUUUCUUUACUUUCUUGAAUUACAAAGUAAAUUCUAGUUCUGUUGGGUUUGUUUCAACUUCUUAAGAGCUAAAGUAUGACUUGAAAUAUAAAACUACACAGUUGCUGUUGAUACCAUGUAUUUCUUUUCAAAGACUGCUGAGUUAAAAAAAGAAAAGGAAAACCACAUCUGUGCAAGUUUGAAACCUCUUGUCUUUCCUUCCUCUUCUGGUUUUUUUUGUGUUUUUUUGACAUCAGUUUAAAGGCAGGCGUUUUAGAUCGAAGUAAGGGAAAUGUGGAUCCUGGAGUUCUCAAUAUAUGAGAAUUAUUAUUG